This is a messenger RNA of Priapulus caudatus, 2535 nucleotides long. Its product is annotated as stress response protein nst1-like. NCBI's taxonomy places the organism in Eukaryota, Metazoa, Priapulida, Priapulimorpha, Priapulimorphida, Priapulidae. The transcript is spliced from 8 exons. The record is from RefSeq and is a predicted model, not a curated record. The coding region runs from base 994 to 2007 and encodes 337 amino acids.
AAGCGUCAGAGCAAAAAACAAUUGAGUCACUAAAACAGGAGAGAACAAAACUAGAAGUACAGUUAGACACACAGAGAACGUCAGUGCAGGAGACACAGGAGAUAAUGGAGUCACUAAAGCAGGAGAGAGCCCCCAUGCUAAGAUAGGCAAGGGGGGGGCUAUCCGUCUGGAACAGGAGAGGGAAGCUCGGCUAGAGGUGCUAGCCGGAGAGCUGAAGGCGGCAAGUUCCAGCUAGAAGGGGCCCUUGCAGAGAAACGUGAGAUGGAGGGAGCAGCUAGAGGGCGCUCUAUUGCGUGUGCGGCAGAUGGAAGAGCGUCAAGAGGCACUCUCUGGUGAGCUAAAGGAGGCGAUGGAGCAGGCCCAGGACGUCAGCAGGGAGUGCGCGAAGCUGACGCAACGGCAGCGAGAGGUGGAGAUCGAGCAUGAAGCCACGCAGAGGAAAGCUGCGGGAGGAGACGGUUGCCACGGGUGACCAGCUUCGUGCAGCCGCCGCACUGGCGGAGACGGCGAGGGGUGGAGGAGGGAGAAGCUCGCUGCCGUGAACUGCAGAGAGAGAUCGCGACUUCGGUCGAGGAGAGGAGGAGCUGGGAGGAGAGGGUCGCGGAGUUGUGUGCGCGGCGCGAGGUCUCGGAGACAGCGCUCGCAGCAGCGCGGGACGACUGCGCACAGUGACGCUUGCGAAGGACAGCGAAAAGCGUCGCAGAAUGAAGCGGAGAGGCUUGGCCGGGCGCUGAAGGAAGAGUCGAGCCAGCGGGAGAGGAUAAAGGAGGAGCUGGCGGCUCAGCUCGGGGAAGCUCAGAGGAAGCUGGCUGAUGAGGAAGCGAUUAGGACGAGGUUGCAGGAGGAGAAUGCUCGACGAAGCGAGUCUUGCGAGAUGCCGGCGAGGGAAUACAGCAGGUGGAUCUAUGCCGACCUAGCCCAGUGCGGACACGGUUUAUAGACGAGCUGAAGGCCAAGCUGAGCGACACACAGGAAGAGCUCGCCUACUUUGAGAUGGGCGACGUUAGAACACUGGAGGCGCUCUCUCGACCCCACCGUCGACGACGAAUAGGGGAGAUUAACAAGAAGUUCCACGAGGCGAGAGUUAGGGCCGAAGACCUGGAUAAGGUCGUUGCUGACUUGAAGUCAAAGAUCAGUCGUGCGGAGGAUGUUGAGGACAAGCUCACCGCUCAGCUUGCCUCCCUUGGGAAGACCCACCGACGCGAAGCGGAGGAGCGAAAGGCGUCACAGAAGGAAGUGGAGAGGCUGGGCCAGGCGCUGAGGGAGGAGGCGAGCCAGCGGGAGCGGAUGAAGGAGGAGAAUGCGGCUGAGCUCAGGGGAGCCCAGAGGAAGCUGGCUGAGGAGGAAGCGGUCAGGGAGCGGCUGAAGCAGGAUAACGCGAAGCUGGAGGCAGCGACGAGAGAGCUGCGCGGUGUCCAGCAGCAGCUGGCCGAUACCGAAAAGCAACUGACCAGUGCGAGAGCAGCAACAGGGGGAACAGGUUCAGGGAACAACCAAGGUGUGCAAUUUAGCACCCGCAGUGGCGUUGUGGGAGAGUUUCUCUAUUUCGAAGCGCAGGCAAAUAUAUCUCGCUUGAAAAGGGAGAAGCAGUGUCUAUCCGAGGAGGUGACAAGAAGGAAGAACCAAGUCAACAGGUUGCGAGCGUUGAUAAAGCUCUGUAAUUGUCGGAGCCGUGAGCAACUGAUGCAGCAGGCAGCGAUAGAAGACGUUGCCCCCGCAGCCAGCAGUAGCGGCAGUGUAAGCGAACGAACUCCGUGUGGAGGUCUAACGAACAGUCCCAGGGUGGUCCCAGCCACUGCAAGCGCCAGCGUGCCUCCUGCAAAGCCAGCCACGCCGGACAUGCAGCCGGCGGCGGCGACUACGGCUACGGCGGCGACCAAGGCGACUACAGCGGCGCCACCUGCGCAGAGGAACCCUCUGUCUAACCCUGAGAACAGCUGGUCAGCAAUGUUCCGGAGGCACACAUCCGAAGAUUCGAUCGACCCGCCCGAGUGUAAGCAGCAGUGAGGUCAUCCUUCCUUCUCACUGUAUGCAGCAUGGGAUGACCCUCCCUCUACCUUCUCACUGUAUGCAGCAGUGGGGUGACCCUCCCUCUACCUUCUCACUGUAUGCAGCAGUGGGGUGACCCUCCCUCUACCUUCUCACUGUAUGCAGCAGUGGGGUGACCCUCCCUCUACCUUAUCAGUGUAUGCAGCAGUGGGAUGACCCUCCCUUAUCAGUGUAUGCAGCAGUGGGGUGACCCUCUUUUAUCAGUGUAUGCAGCAGUGGGGUGACCCUCCCUUAUCAGUGUAUGCAGCAGUGGGAUGACCCUCUCUUAUCAGUGUAAGCAGCAGUGGGAUGACCCUCCCUUAUCAGUGUAUGCAGCAGUGGGAUGACCCUCUCUUAUCAGUGUAAGCAGCAGUGGGAUGACCCUCCCUUAUCAGUGUAUGCAGCAGUGGGAUGACCCUCUCUUAUCAGUGUAAGCAGCAGUGGGAUGACCCUCCCUUAUCAGUGUAUGCAGCAGUGGGAUGACCCUCUCUUAUCAGUGUAAGCAGC